AUCCACCUCACCAUGGACGGCAAGAUUUCCUUCUCCUUCGGCGCCAAGCCGAGGGCGGAGGCUGCGCCGUCGGCCGCGCCCGCGCCCGCGCCCGCACCCGCACCCGCGGCGGGCAUGUCCAACCUGGAGCUCCUGAUGGCCCAGGCGAAGAAGAAGCCCGCGAAACCCGCGAAACCCGCGAAACCAGUGGCGUUCGACGACGCCGACGACGACAUCGCUCUGCCGGUAAAGAAGGCAAAGGACACGCGCACACCCAACCUCUAUGCCCCAUCUGCGCCCGCCGCGCCUUCCGCCCCGCCCGCGAAGCGCGAGCUCCUGUCCCGCGCGGAACGCAGGGCGCGCGACGAAGCGCUCAAGCUCGAUGCGAGCGUGUUCGACUAUGACGGCGUGUACGAUGGGAUGAAGGCUGCCGAAGCCGCUGUGACGGAGGCGCGGAAGGCGGCGGCCCCCACAGGCCCGAAAUACAUCGACAGCUUCCUCGCCGCCGCCGCGACGCGCAAGCUCGACCGCUUGCGCGCGGAAGAGAAGAUGCUGGAGCGCGAGCGCGCGGCCGAGGGCGACGAGUUUGCGGACAAGGAGAAGUUCGUCACCCCCGCAUACCAGAAACAGAUGGAGGAGGUGCGCAAGGCCGAGGAAGAGGAGAAGAAGCGCGAAGAGGCGAUGCGCAAGUCGAAUAAAGGGCCCGGACUGACGUCGUUGUACGCGAGCAUGCUGGACGACGGGGCGGCGAAGCACGCCGCCGCCGUCGCGGCGACGAAGCCGGCCGGGCCGAGCCUCGCGAUCCGCCCCCCGCCCGACGAGGAGGAGUACGACCCGCUGCUGGCCGCCGAAGCCAAGUCGGCCAAGCUCGGCGCGGGCACGCGCACCAUCCACGCCGAAACAGGCAAGGAGAUCGAGAUCAACGACGACGGCGAGGUCGUGGACAAGCGCUCGCUGCUGAAAGCCGGGCUGAACAUCACGAAGAAGCCCGGACCCGUGCUGCCCCCCUCCCUCUUGGGACGAAGCACCUCGCCAGAAACCAAGCCGUACGUCUCACGCGCCGUCGGCGCCGCCGCGAGCUACCAGGAGCGCAUGGCGCGCGAGCGCAAGCGGCUCGCGGAGCAGAUCGCGGCCGAGGAGGAGAAGAAGCGGGCGGCCGCCGCCGCGCGGCGCGCCGAAGAGGAGGAGGCGGCGCGGCGGCGGCGGGAGGGCGACGACGGCGCCGCGGCACAGCGGCGCAUGGGCGCUAAAGAGCGGUAUUUGGCGCGUAAGAGGGAACGGGAGGAGGAGGCCGCGAGGAAAAAGCAGAAGGCGGAGUAG
This is a messenger RNA of Cutaneotrichosporon oleaginosum, 1299 nucleotides long. RefSeq lists its product as uncharacterized. Gene Ontology annotation, biological process: regulation of alternative mRNA splicing, via spliceosome. NCBI's taxonomy places the organism in Eukaryota, Fungi, Basidiomycota, Tremellomycetes, Trichosporonales, Trichosporonaceae. The record is from RefSeq and is a predicted model, not a curated record.